AUGUCUUCAUGCUCCCGAUGCUUUGAAAGUUCAAAGCAAGCCAAAUUAGCUGAAGGGGCUGACAGAAUUAGCGGUUUACCAGAUGAAAUUCUUGGGCACAUACUUUGUUUUCUUCCAACAAAGUAUGCAGUCGGAACUAGUGUUUUAUCACACAGAUGGCAGUAUCUAUUUACUCUGAUAACCAACUUUGAUUUCGAUGAGACACUCGUGUUUUCUUCUAGAGGUUCAGUGGCUAGCUAUCAUGAUCUGUCAGAGUCGAAAUUAAAUAGCCUGUGUAAAAGAUAUUCAAAGGGGUAUAGCAAAUUCAAGUAUUUUGUGGAUCGAGUUUUGAUGCUUUGUAAGUCCACACACAUGAACAAAUUUCGCCUUAACUGUGCUAAGAGAUAUGAUUCUAAUCAUAUUAAAAGAUGGAUAGAGUUUGCAUUACUUAAAGGUGUUUCAGAGCUUGAUGUCUUCACAUAUCAGUUUAAUUCAAGUGUUACACAACAACUUUUCGUGUGUGCAACAUUGGUGGUGCUGAAGUUACAUGGAAAAUUCGAAAUGAAAUUACCUGAAUCCUACUUUUUGCCAAAUCUGAAGUUCUUGCAACUUAAGUCUGGCAAAUUCCCAGAGAAAUUCCCUUUGAACAGCCUGAUAUCUGGCUGUCCAAUGCUGGAGGAUUUGGUCAUUGAAAGCAGAUGGGGAUAUGAUGUCAAAGUUAUUACCAUUUCUUCUCCUACUCUGAUAAAUAUGACCUUGAAUUUUACAACCACUGGUUUUGGCUGGCCUAGGACUGAUGUUUUGCUGGAUCUUCCUAAUCUCAAACACAUGAUCAUUAUGAACCCUCCUCAGAAUUUCCGUGAUUCUAUGACAGAACUAUUACACGGAGUCUCUAGUGCCAAACAUCUACACCUCUCCGGAGAUUUGGAGGUAGCUCUUUAACUUUGGGACUUUGAUUUUUCUAUUAAUUUUUUUUUUUAUCAAUGUGAAUUCUUAAGAAUCUUAACGCGUUUUCUUUGAUGGUUGUAUGUAGGCUCUGGAAUAUGGUGAAUAUAAGCUUCCGAGCUUCAAUCACCUGUCCUGCUUUAAUUUAGAUUUGAGUGGCCUAUGUGAUAACUGGGAACACUUCCUGCCAGCAUUUCUGCACAGCUCUCCCGUGCUUGAGAAUCUUGUGUUUCCUGGGGUUGGUAGAUCUUUCUCUUCUACAAAAUCAUCCGUUGUAUGUUACAAUUGAAUUUGUUUUCCUAAUUUUCUUCCAUUCUGUCAACUUGUUCAGGGUCUCCCAAUUAAAAAAAUAAAUUAUAGGUACGAGGACAAAUGCUUCUGGAAUUUGCAAACACCGCCUUCUUGUCUUUCCUCUCACCUCAAGACUAUUACCAUAGAUUCAUUUCAUGGCCAGGUUUAUGAAGAGCUGAAUAUAACAAAGUAUUUUCUGAGGUAUGGGAAAGUUCUGACAAAGCUGAUAUUAUGCUGUAAAUUGAGAUCC
Chenopodium quinoa (quinoa) is the source of this 1465-nucleotide messenger RNA. Its product is annotated as putative FBD-associated F-box protein At5g56410. The record is from RefSeq and is a predicted model, not a curated record. NCBI's taxonomy places the organism in Eukaryota, Viridiplantae, Streptophyta, Magnoliopsida, Caryophyllales, Amaranthaceae. Bases 1 to 921 code for a protein of 306 amino acids. The transcript has 2 exons. Gene Ontology annotation, molecular function: protein binding.